Molecule: messenger RNA, 3164 nt
Organism: Ictalurus furcatus (blue catfish)
Lineage: Eukaryota; Metazoa; Chordata; Actinopteri; Siluriformes; Ictaluridae
Gene: pou4f1
Product: POU class 4 homeobox 1
Exons: 2
Coding region: 648-1814 (388 amino acids)
Biological process (GO): regulation of transcription by RNA polymerase II
Molecular function (GO): RNA polymerase II cis-regulatory region sequence-specific DNA binding; DNA-binding transcription factor activity, RNA polymerase II-specific
Source: RefSeq, a predicted model, not a curated record
ACUGUAUCCUAUAUCUCCAGAUAUUCCUCCUCCUCCUGUGGUAUUUUACGACUUUGUAGCGCUCGUAACUCGUAUUUACGGUAAUUCCGACAGCAGUAGAUUAAGCUCGGCAGCGCGCGCGGGCUUUGGUCAUAGCCGUAGCCUCAGGCAGUGGCCGCUCGAAGUCUCGCGAGAGAACGCGAGCUCUUACUGGACGAGAUUUUGAGAGGGGACUCAGGUGUAAGAGCGCAGCGCAGCGCGUGCAGGGAGACAGAUAAGCGCCACCGAGACACUGCAAGGCAUCUCCUCUCUGCACCGGGCUCUCAGAUCUCCUAAACUUCACACCAUCGCGACCUGAGACUACACACACACACACACACACACACACGCGCGCGCGCACACACACACACACACACACACACACACAUAUACACAAACACACACACACACACACACACACCGCAACCCUGGACCCGGAGCAGCAUCGUCCACUUUAUUUACAUCUUUAUUUAUUUAUGUUCUCUUAGCCUGCAUUAGUUUGAAUUUAAAAUCCGUAUUUAUUUAUUAUUUAUUUCUCCUCCUCUGCUGUGCACUUUAUUUAUUUUAUUAUUUUUUUUCUCGACGAAAGCCGGACGCUUUUGCGGAAAAACACAAACAGAAACACCAUCAUGAUGUCCAUGAACAGCAAACAGCCUCAUUUCGCCAUGCACCCGAGUUUACCCGAACACAAAUACACCACUUUACACUCGAGCUCGGAAGCGAUCCGGAGAGCGUGUCUGCAAACUCCACAGCUACAGAGCAACAUCUUCGCGAGCCUGGACGAGACCCUGCUGGCGCGCGCCGAGGCCCUGGCGGCCGUGGACAUGGCGGUGUCGCAGGGCAAAGCGCACCCGUUCAAACCCGACGCCACGUACCACACGAUGAACAGCGUGCCGUGCUCGUCCACGUCCACGGUGCCCAUCGCGCCGCCGCACCACCCGCACCACCACCACCAUCACCACCACCACCAUCAGAACCUGGAUCCACCGGACCUGAUGGAGCACAUCAGCUCACCUUCACUCACCCUGAUGAGCGCGCACGAGGCCGGCGGAGGAGCUGGAGGAGGCGGCGGUGGAGGAGGUGGAGGCGGCGGAGGAGGUGGUGGAGGCGGCGGACUGAUCUCGACCUCGGCGCAUCCGCACUCACACAUGCACGGCUUGAGCCAUCUCUCGCAUCAGGCCGCUAUGAACAUCAACUCCACGCUCGGACACCAUCACCACCCGCACCACCCGCAUCCGGGGCUUUUACCCAGCCACCCCGGCAGCGCCCAGGGCGCCUCCGGCCUCGUUCCCAACGGAAUUCCGUCUUUGCCCGACUCGGAUACGGACCCGCGCGAGCUGGAGGCGUUCGCCGAGCGCUUUAAACAACGGCGGAUCAAACUCGGGGUCACCCAGGCGGACGUGGGCGGCGCCCUGGCCAACCUGAAAAUCCCCGGCGUGGGCUCGCUCAGUCAGAGCACCAUAUGUAGGUUCGAGUCUCUAACACUGUCACACAACAACAUGAUCGCGCUCAAACCCAUUCUCCAGGCCUGGCUGGAGGAGGCCGAGGGCGCGCAGCGCGAGAAAACGAACAAACCCGAGCUGUUUAACGGCGCCGAGAAGAAGCGCAAGCGCACGUCCAUCGCCGCGCCCGAGAAGCGCUCUCUCGAGGCGUACUUCGCCGUUCAGCCGCGACCUUCCAGCGAGAAAAUCGCGGCCAUCGCCGAGAAACUGGACCUCAAAAAGAACGUGGUGCGCGUCUGGUUUUGCAACCAAAGACAAAAACAGAAACGGUUGAAAUUUUCAGCGACGCACUGAUGAUGAUGGUGAUGGUGAUGAUGGUGAAGAUGAGGACAGUGAUGAUGAUGGUGAUGAUGAUGAUGAGGAGGAGGACGAGGACAAUUUUUGGACCAAGGGAUCUACAAUUUGUAGGUCUGUUCCGACCCGGUGGGGUUUUUCAUGAUCAAUCAGAUUUAUUACUUUAUUAUUGUGGAUAAGACUUUACGUGACCCUUCUCGCGCCCUGAAUUCAUUUAAGAUGAUGAUAUUUAUCAUUUAUUUAUUUAUAUAUUUAUUUUCCCAUGAUGCUGGUGAAGUAUGCAAACUCCAGGUAAUCCAGACUUGCGGAGAACACUUAAUAAUGCCUUCUUCCUCAGAAACAUCGCAAGAACACAGAAAUUCGGGUUUAUUUAUUUAUUUAUUUAUUUAUUUAUUUAUUUAUUUAUUUCCCUUUAAUUAAACACACUUUUAUUUGCAAUGAUGAAAUAGCCAUGGAAGGAUUACCUCAUACUGUAAACUCGUGGUCCUGUUUUAGUUCUUAUCAGUUGAUUUGUUUAGAUAAUUCUAUUUACGGGUUAUAAUUUGUUUCCUGGUUUGUGUGUUUGUAAUCGGGAGCUUUAAAAAGUCAUUUCGGAUGGAAAAGCAGUCAAAUUUUGAAAAAAAAGAAAAAAAAAAAAGAAAAAGAAAACAAAGAAGAAAGGAUACAAAAUCCCUGUUUAAUGGUUGAGUCUGUAAUAGAGCUGGCAACCACCACUUGGAUUUUUUUUUUUUAAUAUUGCACUGAAAUUAUUAUUAUUAUUAUUAUUAUUAUUAUUAUUAUUAUUAUUAUUAUUCGAAUUGAUUAGCUCUACUGAAAUGCUUUUUGUAUAUAUAUAAACAUACAGAUGACACCUGCUCACCUUGGAUUUCCAUUUUUUCCUCUUUUUUUUUUUCAAAUUUAUUUUAUAUAUUUAAUUUAUUAAUCUGUCACUGGUAUUAUUUCAUGAUGGCUCUAUAACAACUUCGCAUGUGUCAGACGAUCACAUCUCCAUCCCGAUGGAGCAAAAUGAAGGAUAAUAAUAAUAAUAGCGAGAAAAAAAAAUCUAUCUAUAUAUAAUUGUCUUUUUUUUUAUUUAUUUCUUUAUUUCUUUUGAAUUUGUACACUUUGGUUUGCAGUGCAAACAUUCUAUGCAUUAUUAAAGUAAUACCGACUGAAGCACUACCGCAUUAGAGGACCUGCUGUUAGCCUUGUGGAUGGUGUCACUGUUUAAUGCCACACACACACACACACACACACACACACACAAACUGUUCGUUUUGUCGUGUUAUAAUUGUCAAGAAAAAAAAAUAAGAGAAGAGAAGAGAAAGUUGUGUAAGUAGUGAUUUAUUUUGUGCACAUAUGUUUACAGAC